This is a messenger RNA of Polypterus senegalus (gray bichir), 4155 nucleotides long. RefSeq names its product golgi reassembly stacking protein 1b (gene gorasp1b). Gene Ontology annotation, molecular function: protein binding. Bases 116 to 1357 code for a protein of 413 amino acids. The record is from RefSeq and is a predicted model, not a curated record. Lineage: Eukaryota; Metazoa; Chordata; Cladistia; Polypteriformes; Polypteridae. The transcript has 9 exons. Gene Ontology annotation, cellular component: Golgi apparatus. Gene Ontology annotation, biological process: Golgi organization.
GCUGCUGCCUUCCAGUCAGCUUUCCAACAUGGCUCAUGUUUAACUUGACUUGCCGCAGAUUUCUUAGUUUAGUUUACUUUUGGUGAUCAAACCAGUCUCCUGAAGAAAAGAAGUCAUGGGUUUGUCGCAGAGUUCGGAUGGUCCUGAUGGUGGGAACGAAGGCUAUCACGUGCAUGGGGUUCAAGAAAAUUCACCGGCACAAAAAGCAGGACUGGAGCCAUACUUUGAUUUCAUCAUUUCUAUUGGACACACGAGGCUGAAUCAAGAGAACGACAUGCUAAAAAAUCUGCUAAAGGCCAAUGUUGAGAAACCUGUGAAGCUGGAGGUGUACAGCAUCAAAGCAAUGAAAGUUCGAGAACUUGAAGUGAUUCCUAGUAAUAUGUGGGGAGGCCAGGGUCUGCUGGGAGCCAGUGUUCGAUUCUGCAGCUUCCAAGGAGCCAACGAACAUGUGUGGCAUGUACUGGAUGUGGAAGCCAGUUCUCCAGCAGCACUGGCAGGUCUGCAGCCAUUCACAGAUUACAUAGUGGGAGCGGAUCAGGUGAUACAAGAUUCUGAAGAUUUUUACUCUUUGAUUGAAUCACAUGAGGGGAAGCCUCUGAAACUACUGGUGUACAACACAGAGAGCGAUCACUGCAGAGAGGUGGUCGUGACCCCGAAUGGGGCAUGGGGUGGUGAAGGAAGCCUGGGUUGUGGAAUUGGAUACGGCUACUUGCAUCGCAUUCCGACUCGACCAGUGUUGCCUAAAAGUUCUGAGCCAAAACCUCCUUCACCACUGCCUGAAGACACUGUUUUAACCACAGUACCAAGCAGCGGCUACACAGAGGUCCCAUUGGUUGCCCCUUCAGUCCAACAAGAAAAUGAGGAGGGAGCAGUUCAGGGUGAGCUUUUGUCUGGCCUGUCAAUUGAAGACGCCCCUCUUCCACCUCCAAUUCAACGUGUGAUGGACCCAGGCUUUAUAGAUGAGUCUGGACUCCCCUUUCCUGAGGUGACUGGUGUGACCCCAAUGUUUGAUGUUUCUUCCUCGUCUUCGCCUGCUCUUGACUUAAAUAAUACCUCUCUGUCAGUCUUAAACAAUGAGCAGCUUCAGCCCUCUGUUGGUGAAUCGGAGAAGCCAGCGGUGGAUGAGCCGCCGUCAUUUCCAGUGCUGACAUCAGAGGAGUCAAAAGGAAUAUCUGAAUCGGAGCCUACUUUAGAUUCAGCAUUUAUACUUCACAGCAGCCCCCCUCAAGACAUGACCCAAGGCUCUGGACAUUCAGAAGCACAUACAGAGGCACUCCUUGAGCCGACUGAAGAGGAUAUGAUAAACACUGAAUUUACUAAGACGAUUGAAACACCCGCAGAUGUUAAUGUGCAAUAACCUGAGGUCUGGUCACUGUAUGAAAACGAUGAAACACACUUUCAGUAAUGAUUAACUAGCUUCAGGGUGUUCUUUAGUACUAUGCUAGUGGUUUCGCUUACUUUUAGCGAGCUCAGAAUGGAUGGGAGGAUUAUCCUGUUUUACUAUUUUUACUAUGAUCGAAGGUGGUGGUUUCUUAUCUUUUUACCGUGUCUCGGUGGUAAGAAGUGCUGAUACCCUCUUCCUAAAAUAUUACACUGUCUAAGGUGAAGAAAAGGCUGAUUAAAUUGAUCAAGAAAAUGAACGUUGCUCCCAUUGUGGGAUCUGCUGCUUUAACUAAAUAUCACUGGAAUGUGGGUAUGUUUGUUAUUGCUUAAGAAAUAUAAAAAAUACUUGGAAUGGCAAGGCAGUGGAGAAGAUCUGUGAGAAAUUUUCAUGAAUGUCUGAUGAUCUGAGUAUAUGGUUUACGGAAUUUGGAGGUUAGGGUUACUAAUAUUUUUUUAUGAAUUUGCUUUUUUAAUGUUAAUUUAUAUGCACUAUUAAAAUUUUAUUUGGGAUUGGCUGUAUCAUAAGUGUAGUGAAAGGCAUUUAGUGUUUGAGUUCCGUUUUGUUUUUCGGUAUUUUGUACUAACUGUUUUAAAAUUCUGAAAGCCAAAGUUCUUAACACUACAAAAGAAAAAAUGUUUACAUUGUUAAUCAACCUCAGUAAAAAUCCUCAAUUUAUUUAAGGGACACUGAAGAAGCAUCAUGGUAAAGUCGUGCAUAUUGUUUUACAUCAAGGUUUUAUCCCAAAGAGCUUUGGCUAGUAUUUAAAAUAGGUCCGUGUUCUGAGCUGGUAAAGGUUUACGUUUAAAUUGUAAGAUACCAGUAUUGUUUUUUGAAAUUCAAAACCUUCACAUUGGUAAAGAAUAGAAAAAUUAAAGUGAAAGCAUACAUUUUAGGACAGUGAGGUUAAAAUUUUUGUUAAGAGUAUAUACAUGUACAUUUUCUGUUUCUGAUUAAAUGAUCAAAUCAGUUUUCAUUUCUGGAUAUUCCUUUCUGUACAUGUUAAAUACUGUUGGCAGAAAUGCUUAGUUUGUGUUUCUCUUAAAUUUCUGUCGAACAUACUUGUGACAUUAGAGUGAUAUAAAUUGGCAUUGGUUUAGUAUUUAGUGGCAUAGCCCUUAAAACAAUAAGCAGGGAUGUCAUCACAUUCCCAAUAUACUCAUUUUAUUGACUUCAGAUUCCUCUUGAAUAUCACACUCAAUAGGAAUUAAAUCUCAGAUUUAAAAUAUUUCAUUUUUUCUUUUUGAUGAAAUGUAUCUGAUUUUUAUGGAAAGGAGAACUGUACCCCCCAAAGAGUACAGAACAUCUUUUAACCAUGAGUUGAAAAGGUUGUUCUGUAUGUUUCAUCAUUUAUUUCGAUCCUGCUGCUGACUGACAUCAUCGAUAAAGACCCGAGAAUCGGUUCCAUAGCCAUGUGUAAACAAACAAGUGACGGCAAUAUCUUCAUUCAUGUGCUUCAUACAUAAGGUACUGUGGACUGGAUCAUUUGAAGCUUCUGUCUUUCUUCAGUGUUCCACCUUUCUUUCACAAACACAUAUUUCGAAACUCUACCCAUUCAUUUUUGUGUUUCUUUGUAGCCUGUUUUGCAAAUAGUGAACUUUAAUAUCUUCACACAUGCAGUCACUUUGGUUUUUAUGUCAGGAUUUUCAUUCAUGUUUUUCAUCAGUUACUGGUAGCUUACUUGCAUGACCAAACCAUUAGCACAUUACAACAAUUUUGACAAGAGCAGGCCAUUCAGCCCAGCAAAGCCUGCCAGACCUUAUUCACCUAACUUCUCCAGAAUAACAUCUAGUCAGGUUUUGAAGGCCCACAAAGGUCUUCUGUCUGCCACACUACAUGCUAACAUAUUGCACAUGUCUGCGGUCUUUUGUGUGAAGAAAAACAUUUUUAGAUUUGUUCAAAAUGUACCCAAUGAUGAUUACUUGUAUUACAUGUAUAAACCUCCUCUAUGAACACAUAUUUAAAUUGGCUCAAUUAAAAAUCAUCUUACAUAUACAGUAGUUGAUUAUUUAGAUAUUUAUUUUACUUAUCUUAAGAAAUGCUAUUUUGUUCUAAGCAAAGUUCUGGAGCUAAAAGCAAAACUUCCUUAACAUUUUCUUCUAAAUCUGGAUAGUAGCAGCACUUUUAUCACUACAUAAAGAAUGCAAUAUAGAACACUUGGACUAUUACAAAUGCAUAUUUGUAAUCAUUGUCACUGAAAUUAUGGGAGUCAAGUACAGAAAAAAAAAGACUGACCUAACAGUGUUUGACAUGUUAAGAGGGUGUAUGCACACAAAUGAAAAAGGACAUGCUAUAGUUUUACUUUCUGUUCAUUUUCUGGUUUCAGAUGAUAAUGAUUUUACUUCAUUGUCCUAAUACAUAUAGAGAGUAGAUGUCUUAAAGAUUUAAUAUUUUUGGAAGAAGUAUCAUUUUUAAUAGUUUUGUAUUUUUAAUAUUUGUAAUGUUUUACAUUUUCUUAUAUUAGCCUUGAAGAUAAUUAAUUAUGCAGGUGAUAUCUAAUUUAAGGGUUUGUCAUAAUUUAUUUUCAUCAUUCGACAUUGAAAAGGACAUUGUGAAUGCAUAGGAAGAAUCAAGAUUUGUACAAUUUUUAUUCAGAUUACUAAAGUAGACUUUAAUAUAUGUAUCAAAGGAUUAAUUUGUUGUAAUAGUUCAAAUAAUGUGUUUAAAAAACGAAAAAGUGUAAUAAGCUGUCUUCAACCAAAGGCUGCUACUUGAUCAUUUUAAAGUAUUGCCCAAAAAUAUUAAAAUAAAUAAUAAAAUUAACUUUGUUCUUG